Hermetia illucens (black soldier fly) is the source of this 3562-nucleotide messenger RNA. It is a transcript of the gene rst, whose product is annotated as irregular chiasm C-roughest protein. Gene Ontology annotation, molecular function: cell adhesion molecule binding. Gene Ontology annotation, biological process: cell-cell adhesion. Gene Ontology annotation, cellular component: cell-cell junction. The record is from RefSeq and is a predicted model, not a curated record. The coding region runs from base 660 to 2933 and encodes 757 amino acids. NCBI's taxonomy places the organism in Eukaryota, Metazoa, Arthropoda, Insecta, Diptera, Stratiomyidae. The transcript has 10 exons.
GUCAACAUAUGCUCGGUAUACGCAUGCUUGGUACUGGUAAAAUGUGCGCCGUGUCUGCAAGAAACACUCAACAGUGGUAUUCCCGUCGGUUACAAACUAUUGUUCGUUGUCAGUCAAGUACGGUCUUAGGAGAAAGUGUUUAGUCCUUGCCGGGAUCCUUGGUGCAUAGUGUAGUAAUGAGAUACUUGUGUUUGUGUUUUUAGUGGUUUCUCGUGUUUGGUGUUAAGAAAUUGUGUUUUUGUUUAGUGGCAUAAAGUGGAACGUGCGGAAAACGUAUUUUGGAAAAGUAAAUAGCAUUUGAGAUGAGUGGGUUAUAAUUUGUGUACAAUUAGUGGUUGGCAACAUGUGUACGUGAAUUGCUAAGGGAUGAAUCGCAUGAAGUGCGUUAAGUGCAACUGGCCAUUAUGUACUGUGUAUAGCCGACUUAUUGCAAAGCGCCCGGUUCCGUUACUGGAUAGACAUUUACAUUAAGGAUUACUGUGUUAAGAAUCUUCCGCAAUUAAUCGACUUCCAAGAUAUGAUCGAAUGAACACUCCAGUAGGCAGGAUAAAAACCUGUUUAUGGAACGAAGUAGCUGAUGAAUAAGGACACGAGCAAUUCCUAUAAUUUCUCAUAGCCGAUUGAGAGAAGUAUUUCGUCCUAAACGGAUUGCAUUUAAGAUGAAACCACAAACAAGAGCCAAAAACAAAAACCAGAGCCCGAGUACUCCAACGCGCCCAAGUAGCAGUAACCAAAGCAACAGGUUGUUGAUGAUCAACAAGGACAGAAAAGGCUACCGAAACAGUCGAGCGCAUUUCGACUUCAUCAUUACAGUUGUAAUGCUAUUAAUGACAAGAGUAACUGAUGCGAAUUGCAAACAUCAUGUCUACACGUCGAGCAAUCAACAAUUCGCCAUGGAACCGCAGGAUCAAACAGCAAUCGUGGGAGCACGUGUUACUCUCCCAUGUCGGGUGGUCAAUAAGCAGGGCGUGCUUCAAUGGACCAAAGACGAUUUUGGUCUUGGCACUUCACGUAAUUUGAGUGGAUUCGAACGAUACUUGAUGAUUGGAAGCGACGAGGAGGGUGACUAUUCGCUUGACAUUUAUCCGGUAAUAUUGGACGAUGAUGCUCGUUACCAAUGUCAGGUUAGUUCAGGACCAAAUGGCGAACCGGCAAUUAGGUCAUCAUUUGCUAAGGUCACCGUAUUAGUACCACCAGAACCACCGAAAAUACUUCAGGGGGAAUACAUUAUGACGAGGGAGGACAGACCGGUGGAGAUUGAGUGUACUUCGGUGGGCGGAAAACCACCUGCGGAGAUUACAUGGAUAGAUGGCUUGGGCAAUGUUGUGACUGAUGGUGUUGAGUUCUCCACUCAGCCCUAUCACGAUCAGCGUCGUCUCACAGCUAUAUCGGUGCUGAGGCUGAUACCCAAAAGUGAGCACCAUAAUACAUUCUUCACGUGUCAGGCGCAAAACACGGCGGAUCGCACGUAUCGCUCGGUGAAAAUCAGAAUUGAGGUGAAAUAUGCGCCCAAAGUGAAGGUGAGUGUAAUCGGCGGUCCCUUGGGUGGUGGUCCGUUGCAAGAAGGCUCGGAGGUGCGUCUCGAAUGCAAAUCAAAUGCAAAUCCCGGCGACGUGGAGUACCGAUGGUACAUCAACGAUGAGGCCGUGGUCGGCAGCUAUAAAACACAAAUGAUUAUUCAUAACGUAACACGAAAGCUCCACGAUGCCAUAGUGAAGUGUGUGGUGCAAAAUUCGAUUGGGAAAAGUGAGGAUAGCGAUACGCUGGAUAUAGGCUAUGGACCACGAUUUCGUCAACGUCCGGAAUCAAUUGAAGCCGAUGUCGGUAACACGGUUUCAUUAGCCUGUGAUGUGGAUAGUAACCCGCCAGCCGACAUUGUUUGGAUUCAACAUCCCACCGAUCGAUCUCGCAUUUCCAAUCAACAGGUUGUAGGCGUAAUGUCAAACUUAACCUUCGUGGUAUCGAAUGAAACUGCUGGUCGCUACUACUGUAAAGCCAACGUUCCAGGCUACCAGGAAAUCAUGGCGGACGCCUACGUUUAUCUGAAAGGAUCACCAUCGAUCUUCUCGGCCAAGACUCAAUAUGGAUUGAUUGGCGACACGGCCCGUAUCGAAUGCUACGCAACAUCAGUACCAAAGGCACGCCACGUUUCUUGGACAUUCAAUGGACACCAGAUCAACGCAGAUUAUAGUCAUGACUACUCGAUUCUGAUUGAUGCCGUACCAAGUGGUGUACGGUCAACAUUGAUCAUUCGAGAUAGCCAAUCGUAUCAUUAUGGAAAGUACAAUUGCACGGUAGUCAAUGAUUAUGGCAAUGAUAUUAUCGAGAUACAAUUGCAGGCCCAAAAAACCGUACCAUUGCAUAUGACAAUUGUUGGAGGAGUUUCAUCGGUGGCAGUACUUAUGAUCAUCAUCAUAGUCAUUGUGAUUUACUUUAAGUGCAGACAGAAGAAACUACCCCCCGCGGAUGUAAUAAGUGAGCAUCAAAUCGCGAAAAAUUGCAAAGAAGCCGGCGAUCGCAAUUCAAGCUACAGCGAUCUCAAGGUUGAUAUUACCACCGGUUACGUGCCUUAUGCUGACUACACUACGCACUAUAGCCCUCCGCCCCAAUAUCUCACCACGGUGGCCACUAAAACCCACCUGAACGGGGGCCAAUCUAUGCCCAUGUCCUUUAUGAACGGUAGUCUAACGGGAAGUGUUAUUGGCUCGCGCAGUGAGAUACGACAGGACAACGGUCUUCCACACAGUUUACAAGGCAGUGAACGAGGUGGAAGCAGUGGUGUAAGCGCCUCGCCAAAUGGUAGUAAUCAUACGAGUUCGACACAAUAUGUACAGAAUCCUUUACCGGUCGAUCCGCGUUAUAGUGCGAUCUAUGGCAAUCCGUAUCUCAGAACCUCGAAUUCGUCACUUUUGCCACCCCCGACUGCUGUGUAAAAACAAAUGUUAAUUUGCUCUAGUGUGUACGAUGUAUAUUACGUGUAAACUUAUUUAACUGUGCCGAGUAUUUAUAUGAUCCUGGUGAUAUGGUGUACUAACGCGCAAUCGAUACAAUGCCUCAAUCAACAUCACUGACAGAAAAAGGAAAAGUUUUAUUUUCUUCGAUAUUGCUAAUAAGUUAAUGAAAUGAAGUGAACAAUGUAGUAAAACCAAUAAAGCCAUCGAAUCCUUCCAGUGUUAUCGAAAUAUGGAAGGAAUUACAACAAUCAUAUAUUUACUAAAGUGUAGGCAAUAACCAAAAAGUAAAGACUGAUCUCGAGGAUAUAAUAGAUCCAACGAAGUGAACGAUCAUCAUUUUUUCUGCUAAUAAACGUAACGUCUUCAUGCUUAAUCAACCGAUUGAAGGAAUAAAAGAAAAUUACAGAAAAACACACAAAAACAAAUCACCGAAAUAAGAAUCUGCAACUAAAACUAAUUUGUAUUCAUAUAUUCUAAUGCUAUUGCGUCCCGUUCAUAAUUUUUAAGUUUACGAAGAAAAAAGCUUAGAGAAUUUAUAGUGUUGUAAACGAAUUAUUAUGUCUAUAUAAACUAGAGAGAAAAUGAAUUUUCUGUUUUCUAAGAUUGCG